AAUGGGAGGUAAUCUGAAAUCGCUAUACCGGUUUCCCGGUAUCCGUGGCGUAUAUACUCCUGGACGGGAUGCCGGUCCGUUGUAGAAUUACUCAUUUUUGCCAGCUGAAUGGACUGGAGCAACAUGAAAUGAAAUUUUGUGCGAAUAUGAGACAUCGUUGCAAGGCAGCGAGCUGGCAGAAUCGUUAAGCACGCCGGGCAAAAUGCAUAGCGGUAUUUCGUCCGUUUUCACAUUCUGAGUUCAAAUUCCGCUGAGAUCAACUUUGCCUUUCAUCCUUUUGGAGUCGAUAAAAUGGGUGCUAGUUAAAUACUGAGGUUGAUGUAACCGACUUACUCCUUCCUUGAAAUUGCUGGCCCUGUGCUAAAAUUUGAAGCCAAUAUUAGAAAUCGUAGUUAUAAUAAGAGCAGUGUCGUGAUAGAUAUAGUUGAACAUUAUGCUAUAUAGACAAACGAAUGACUAGGAGACGUUUGCUGCAUUGAAAAAAAAAAAAAAACAGCAUAAUUCAAUUCAUUUAAAUUAUAUACGUAGCAAGAAGGAAAAUAUCUUUAGAGUGUUGGUAAAUUUUGUCAUUAAUUACAUAUAACCUGAUUUAUAAUCAAACUCCGUAACAAUACAUCACUUUUUGUAUACUACGGUAAUUUUCCAGUGAAGGGUGAACUUAAAAGAAAAGAAAAAAAAAAACUCCCUGAAUUAUACUAUGCUUCACUAGGAAAUGGCCUUGAAAUACGUAAAAACAAAGUUGUAAGAAACAUUUUUCGAUAUAAAAAUGAAUUCGAAAUAUUUCAAAAGAUCUUUUUGUUUUUACUUCAGACAUAGUGAAAGCGGUUUCUCUCAUUUAAUUUCGUGUUUUUGUUGCAUUUUAUGUAUGUUUACUUAUAGUGUAUACGCGUAUGUGUGUGUGUAAAGCCAUCUUAGUAGUAUUAUAAGAUCUCUGAGCAAAUCAACGCUUAUGUGGAUUAGAAUUGAGCCCAUGGACCCAGUGUGCUCAUGCCUUCAGACGUCUGGGUGUUUAUUUAUAUUUUGAGUCAUAUAUAUUCGAUAUACACACAGAAUAAAACCAAAACAACACACAAAGUCUAAAGUUUCAGAGAAUUGAUUACAAAAAAAAAAAGUCGUAGAAAACUGUUUUCAGUGACGAAAUUGACUAACGAGCGUAUACUAAUAUAGAUGCGCCCAUUUACACGCACCUACAUGUGUGUGAGUGGAGUGAAGUGGCAAAUGUAGUUCUGAACUGGAGUGUCGAAAUCAGCUGUUCACUUCUGCAUUACAACGACUACUGACAGUAGUGCACACAGCCACAAACAAUAGUACAAUGUUUACAAGAGAGUUACCUCCCCUGUUUUCCAGGCUAAUCUCUUUCAUGGACAGGUUCUUAAUUCAAUGAGAUACGAAGACUCACUAACUGCUUGCUGUCUCGAACAAUAGUUGGACUACUCUGCUGGUUGUUUCAUCAUGCCAGGAUGCUGCACUGCACAACUUUCUUGUUGCUUUGGAACAUCUUCCUGUGGGUUUUGCUGUCGCUGCUGCCACCCCAUCAAUGAAUCAACCAGUACCCGUAUUAUGUAUACCUUGUUUUUCUUUUUUAUAAUCCUUAUUGCCUGUUUAAUGCUCUUCCCUCAAAUUCAAGAUGAGGUUGUGAAAAAAGUCCCUUGGUUUAAUGAAACCUGCUCUUAUUUAAGCCUCGGUGUGGACUGCCACCAGUUGACUGGUUUCAAAGCUGUCUAUCGAAUUUGUUUUGGUUUAUCAGCCUUCCAUUUCUUGCUUUUCAUCUUCACCUUUCAUGUAUCCAAUUCAAACGGAUUCAGAGCAUCAAUUCAGAAUGGGUUCUGGUUCUUCAAAUUUGUGAUUCUUUGUCUCUUCUGUGCUACAGCCUUUAUGCUGCCAAAGGAGUUUAAUUUGUACUGGAUGUAUGUUGGCAUUGCUGGUGGAUUCUUGUUUAUUUUGAUUCAACUUAUAUUCUUGGUAGAUUUUACAUAUGCCUGGAAUAUAAAAUGGUCAUAUAAACCUUCUGGAGAAAUAAAUACAUGUGGUGCUGCAGGCACAAUCAUUUGUGGCCUUCUGUUCUACCUCGUUGCCAUUGGUGGUAUAGUGUGGUUAUUUUACAACUACACUCGUAUUAAUGGUUGUAACAUCAACAAGACCUUCAUCAGUAUCAAUGUCGGUCUUUGUCUUUUACUCAAUGUUGUCACCCUCAUCCUUUGUUCUUCCAAACGAAACCAUAAUGCCGGAAUCCUGCAGUCUUCCGUUAUAACUCUAUACGUCAUCUUCCUGACAUGGACAGCUUUAUCCAGUGAACCUCCAACUGAUGUAUCCCUGUCUGACACAAUUCUUCCCAAGAAUUCCUUCAGUAAAGUCAUGUCCAGCUCAGACAUUGCGGCUGUUAAUGAUACAUUGUUGUACAGGUGCCGUCCUAUCCCUGUAAUCAGUGACGAUAUAUCGGCCUAUGGUGGAUUGGUGCUUAUGAUUGCCCUAGCCCUUUAUUCCAGCCUCACAUCUUCUGGUCAGUCCUACAAACUGAAAUAUAAAGCAAAGGAAAAUUCUGAAGAAACUUCAUGUUGUUGUUGCUAUAAAAACCGUUUUAACCCGACAGACUUUGGAGGACAACAGGUAAUCUACAAUGAAGCUACUGGUGUCAUCUACAGUUAUUCAUUUUUCCACUUAGUUUUCUCUUUUGCCAGUCUUUACAUCAUGAUGCAGUUGACUAACUGGCACAGACCCGAUGAGACAGAUCUGGUUAAAUUUGGACUCAACUGGCCUGCAGUCUGGGUAAAACUAAUAUCAAGUUGGAUAUGUGUUCUUAUCUUCUUAACCACUACACUUUUCCCCAAGUGUUACCCCUGUAGAGGUCUGGCUCUACAAACUCGAUUAGCAAAGCAGGAAUCAAACCAAAAUAAUGCAGAACAAGAGACUUGUUUAAAUUCUUAGCAAAACUAGCUGACAUCUUGUAUGUUUCUAUCUUACUUCAAAUGUCUUUCUAAUGUCUUUUCUACGAAGGUUUCAGAAUGCACGCAUACGAGUAUGCAGUGUCUCUUGUAUAUAAAUGUAUGCAUGUUGUAUGUAUGUUACAUGUCACUAAUAUGUAUGGCAUAUGUAUGGAUAUUUGUAUGCUUUGAUUGGUUAAGAAUGCUGACAUAUUUCACAUGUUAUCUCUUCUUCAUUUCUAACAGAAAUGAAAUUCUGUAUUGUACCAACUGCAAUUAAGAAACAUCUGAAAAAAUUAACAUUAACAGUUUUUUUAUCUGCUGCUAUGAAUGUGGCACAAACGAAUCUAAAUACCUAGUCAUAGGUAAGAUGACAACGCUAUUAAUAAUCAUAUGCUUCUCUGUGUGUAUGUGUGUAAUCACAAGCUUCAUCAAUGUUUCUAAAUAAUCUCUGUCAGAUUCUAGAUGUUUGUAUUCAGGGUGUGUUAACAAUUUCAAGGAUCUGAUACUUACUAAAUAGCUUUUCUAUUGUAUGCAAAGUGAUAUUAAUAUAUACCCACCAAUACUGAUAUGAUAUAUACACACACUGGGGUGUCUCUCUCUCUCUCUCACACUCUCUCUGCAAAUAUAUAUGUAUAUAUAUUAAGGAGUCAAAAGUUAUGGCCGGUCAUACAUUGACCAUUGGUUUCACAUCUUUUAAGCACUUUACAAUAUAGGCAACUCAUCAGACUCAAAUAGCUGAAGAUGUGUAACUGCUCUAGAACUAAGGGAAGAAAUACAUAACUCUUUAUAUGUGUGAAACCAAUGGUUACUCUAUGACCAACCAUAACUUUUAAGUUCUAAAAAAAAAAAAAUUCAUCACUUCUCUAAUGCUUUAGAACAGGGGUUUUCAAACUUUUUGACUUGCGGACCCUUUUAUAUUUCAGACUUUACCUUAGGGACCCCCUUAUAAACGCUUAUGAAAUUUAUACAUAAAUAUUUGCUUAAAAUAACAUAUAUUUUUACAUUUAUUUAUUUUACAGUAUUUAGCAAAUAAGUUUAUUGUCAAUUAAAAGAUUUCGAUUAAAAACAUAUAUAAAAUCAAAUUGCCCAUAAAAAGUAUUUGCUAUCCACAGACCCCCUGUCUUGUCCUUGCGGACCCCCUGUGGUCUGGGGACCACAGUUUGAAAACCCCUGCUUUAGAGUAUGCUUCUUUUUCUGAUAUAUGGACUGAUGAUGUAUGUAUGUGUGUGUGUGUAUAUAUAUAUAUAUAUAUAUAUACGUAUGUACACAUCUUGCACAACCCCCUCAAUUAUCUACCCAUAACUUUGCAUGGCCACGCAUUCCCAGAUACAUACAUUCCAUGUGUAACUAUGGUUACCUGCAUUACCUGGAAUAGUUUCUAUAUUUUCACAAGUACUUUUCUAUAUCUAUGCAUGCCCAGCUAUAAUUCAUCCAUAUAUGCAAACACACACACACACACACACCCACACACACACACACACACACACGCACAUCACAGAUAUCAAUACCCAAGACACCCAUUGUAACCCUGGUGAUUAUACUAACAGAAUAGUUCUUACAGCUUCAUGGAAAUAGUAGACUUGUUGAGUUUAUUAUUAUCGUCAUUAUAAAGUUACCAAGCUGACAGAAUCAUUAGCAUGCCAGACAAAAUAUAUAGUGGGACUUCUUCAGGCUUUACAUUCUGAGUUCAAAUACUGGACAGGUUGAAUCUGCUGCUUUUCAAUCCUACAGGGUCGAUAAAAUAAGUAGCAGUCGAGCAUUGGGAGAAAUGUUAUUUCAGGCCUUGUGCCUCUUAGUAGAAAGGAUUAUUAUUAUUAUCAUCAUUAUUAUAGCCAUUGCACAGUAUACAGUAUCGUGAGGUUGUUGAUAGAAGAUAUUGAGUCUACCGGGGGUUUGUACUGUUUGUCAAGUCACAACAAGGACCUCAGACAGACAGUAUUUUAUGCAAUAUGUGUGCAGUUCCAAGCAAUGCCGACUUUUGCAAUGCAUCUAGAUUGUAGGGUAUUUCUAAGGUUUUCAGAUGUUUUUUUUCAGUUUGGGUAGUAUUGAACCCAAUGUUCCAAUGAUAAUAGGGAUAACCUUUAUGUUUAACUCUUGUAGCUGCCACAUCUUAGCGAUCUCAAUUCUCAGGUCUCCAUAUUUAGUAUCCUUUUUAUUAUUAUUAUUAUUAUUAUUAUUAUUAUUAUUAUUAUUAUUAUUAUUAUUGUUUUUAUUGUUGUUGUUAUUAUUAAGGCAGCAAGCUGGCAGAAUUGUUAGCAUGACAGGCAGAAUGUCUUAGAGCAGUGUUUCCCAAUCUAUUUUCCCCCAGGCCCCACUAUAACUUACCAGAAAAAUGUAUGCCCCACCAGUGGUUGGUUAAAAAAGCAACUUUAUUUUUAAUAUUUUAUCAAUUAUUUAAUAAAAAAAAGAAUCUACCAGUAACUCUUUUAUUAAGUAGUGAGUACAAAAAAAAGUAUAUUAUUCACUCAGAAAAAAAUUUUGGCAAUUCCAUGUCCCACUAAAAAAGAAAAAAAUUUGAGUCCCACAGCCCACCAAAAAUUUUCCAGGCCCCACCAGUGGGGCACAUGCUUGACAUUGGGUAUCACUGGCUUAGAGGCAUUUCAUCCAUCUUUACAUUCUGAGUUCAGCUUUGCCUUUCAUCUUGUUGCAGUUGAUAGAAUAAGUAGCAGUCACACACUAGAGUCAAAGUAAUCGAUCAGUCCCCUUCCUCAAAAUUCCAGAUUUUGUGCCUAUAGCAGAAAGGAUUAUUAUUGUUGUUAUUAUUAUUAUUAGGUGGCAAGCUGGCAGAAUCCUUAGCACAUUGGGUAAAAUGGUUAGCGGCAUUUCGUCUGUCUUUACAUUCUGAGUUCAAAUUCCACCAAGGUUGACUUUGCCUUUCAUCCUUUCAGGGCUGACAAAUUAAGUACCAGUCAAAUACUGGGAGUCGAUGUGAUCGACCCCACCCACCCUACCUCAAAUUCCAGGCCUUUUGCCUAUAGUAGAAAGAAUUAUUAUUAUUAUUAUUAUUCGGGUUAAGGUGGUGAGCUGGCAGAAACAUUAGCACACCGAGUGAAAUGCUUAGCGGCAUUUCAUUUGUCGUUACGUUCUGAGUUCAGAUUCCACCAAGGUCGACUUUGCCUUUCAUCUUUUCGGGGUCAAUAAAUUAAGUACUAGUUGCAUACUGCGAUCGAUCUAAUUGACUGGCCCCCUCCCCCAAAAUAUUGAGCCUUGUGUCUAGAGUAGAAAAGGUUAUUAUUAUUGGAGUGGUGGAUUGGUAGAAUUGUUGAAAUUUCAAAGAAAAUGCUUAUUAGGUUCUGAGUUCAAAUUCUCACCAAGAUCAACUUACCUUAUCAUCUUUCCAAUAUCAAUGAAAUAAAUUACCUGUCAAGUACCCCUUAAAAUUGUUGGUUUUGCACUGAGAUUAUAAUGAAAGGCCAGCAAGCUGACAGAAUUGUUUGAGCAUCGGAAAAAAAUGCUUAGUGGCAUUUCUUUUGGAUUUUUGUGUUCUGUCUUCAAAUCCCACCGAAGUCACCAUUUUCUUUCAUCACACUGGGGUGAUUAUACAUAAUAAGGUACCCAGUCAACCACUGAGGAUUAUGGUAUUGACUAUUCUCUAACAUUCAAAAUUACUGGCCUUGUACCUAAAUUAGAAAUCCUCAUCAUUAUCAUCAUCAUUAGUAUCAUUAUUAUCAAGGUAGCAAGCUGGCAGAAUCGUUAGCAUGCUGGACAAAAUGCUUAGCAGCAGUAUUUCAUUUGUCUUGACAUUCAGAGUUCAAAUUCUGCAGAGGCUGACUUUGCUUUUCAUCUUUUCAGAGUUGAUAAAAUAAGUACCAAUUAAGCACUGGGGUUCAAUAUAAUCAACUUACUCUCUCUACCUCAGAACUGCUGGCCUUGUGUCAAUAUCAGAAAAGAUUAUUGUUGUUGUUAUUAUUGAUAAGGUAGCAAACUGGAAGAAUCAUUACUACAUCAGACAAAAUACUUUGCAACAUUUCAUACAUCUUUCUGUUCUGAGUUCAAAUUCUGCCAUGGUUGGACUUUACUUUUCAUCCUUUUGGAGUCAAUAAAAUAAGUACCCGCUUGAGCUCUGGUGUCGAGGUAAUCAGUCUGCCCCCACCCCACCAAAUUUCAGGAUUUAUUAUUAUUAUUAUUAUUUGUAGAAUCAAAAUAAAUCCAGUGUUGUAAACAUUAUCAACCACACAUACUCAAUGUAUAUCCUUUGCUUGUUUGCUGGUAAGCUGUGAUUUAGUAAGGUAGGAUGAUUCUCUCAAAGAAUAUAUGUAAUAUAAAUGUAUUAAACAUAUACCAUAUAUAUAUUCCUAUAUAUAUAUAUAUGUAUAUAUAUAUAUAUAUAUAUAUAUAUAUAUAUAUAUAUAUAUAUAUAUAUAAUAAUAAUAAUAUUAGGGAUAAAAUCCAAAAUUACAGGUAAAAACUCAAUUAAAAUCAAUUUAUUAAAAAUUAAAAUUAAAUUAAGUUUCACAGAGUAAAAUAUAUAUAAAUAUAUAGUUUUAGGGAAAAGAACCAAGGUUCAUGAACUCAUCGAUGAAAAUCCACUGUCACAUAUAGAAAAAUUAAUAAUUAAAAGCACAAUAAAUGAGUAUAUAUAUAUAUAUAUAUAGUUGUAAAUAUAUGGUCUAAGCAAAAUCCAAAGAUAAAAGGAAUACAUGUAAUCCCACCAAGACCAAUUUUAUCCUUCAUUUUUCAAAAAUCAACAAAAUAACGCACCAGUCAAAUGCUGGAUUGAUUUAUUCCCACCUCCAAAAUUUAUGGUUUAGUGCUUAUUCUUUAGUGCUUAAUCUUUAUUAUUUUUAUUAUUAAUUAUAUUGUUAGACUAAUGGGUGUGAUAGAUAAUCUGGGAUUAGUCUGGUUAUUAAUAAAAGAAAGAAUUUCUUCAACUGUUGGGAAACUGAGUCUGUGUACUAGGAUUUAUUACUAAUUGAUACUGUUAUGCUUCCACUGCUAAAGACUUUCAAUACAACCAGAACUUUUCUCUUAUCCUUAGAAUUGAUUAAGUCUGAGCAUUCAUUGACAUAUGUUUUUAUUAUCUUUGUGAUCCAAAUUUCAAUUUGGAGUAAAACAAAAAAAUUACGUACUAGUUCAUGUUUUAUUAGGUCAAAAUAUUGAGCCUUAUGUAAAGAAAUUUGGGGAUUUAGUCCCAGCUUAGAUAUAUCAUGAUAUAUCAUCAUAUAUAUAUAUCCAAAAUUAGGGAAGGAGUAGAUAAAAACCAGGCUACAUAUGUUUCAUAGCUGGCAGAGCCUCAGAUGUAGUAAUUACCCAAACGAGGGGUAAUCCGCUAGCUACACAUUGGGCCAAAGAUGCCUUAAUCAAAUGAAGUUUUCAGCUUAUCGAACUUCAGUAUGGGAAAAAUUUACAACCUUCUACAUCAAUGAACCAUUAUUGUUCCUGAAAGUUGUUUUUUUAUACCUUCUACGGACUGCUCGAAGCUUACUAACUUCCUGCACCUUGGUCCUUGGAUCUUAGCUUUACAUAUAUGUGUGUGUGUGUCACUGUCUUGUAAUGAAUGGAGACUAAAUCAAUGAAAAAUAAAAAUAGAAUAGAUUAGAAAAGGUUAGUUAACAGUCUAAAUGUCUUUUUUUUCUGUUAGGAAACAAGGGAUCUUAAAAUUCUCAGAUAAAUAUUUCCCAAUUUAUCUGUUACUAACAUGAGUUUUAGUAAGUCAAUUACACAAAUAAAAAUCUUUCUUCCUGCCUCCCUCUGCUUCCUUGUGUCAAUUCCUAUUUUAUAUCACAUAAAAGUGUUGUGAAAAUAUCACCAAAAAUAUUGGAAAUUCAAAAAAUUUUUAUCACCUUUACUAAACUAUGAGUUGAAAAUGAGGCUAGCCACAUUUUCAUCUCAUUUCUCUCUAUCAAAUGAUUCAGAGAGAAGUGUGAAGAGACAAACUGUCUCUUUUCAACUGCCAGGCAGUCAGUCUCUUACAACAGUGACACAAUGCUAACAUCAUCUGUCCAAAAUUUCACUUCUAUCAUGUCAUUCUAUACAAAUACAACGAAAAGUAGUGUGUAGAUAAAUGGAAACAAUAAAUAAAUGGAAUUUGAUGUAAUUGAGAAAAACAAGGAGUGGUAGGAAGAUCCAGAAAUGGGAAGUUCUAGGGAGAAACUAGGAUCUAGACAUAGACUCAAUAAAGUUAAUUUCCCCAACUGUCUCUAAAUUGUAGUUUAAGAGGUUCUAAAAAUGCUAUGGGUACCCAGCCUUACCCCGCAAUUAAAGAGAAAAAAAUGUGUGACAGGAAAAUUAUGGAUGUGGCCUUUUUAACCUUGUUUUUACAUGGGUGCAGCUAAGAAAAAGUGUGUUUUGAGAUGGACAGUAGUUUAAUAAGAGCCUACAUGUAUAUAUAUAUAUAUAUGGUGGAGUGUUCGCAUUGCAUUUUCCAUGCCCACAUGAGAAGUUGAAUCCAGCAGUUCAAGUUAAUGGGUUACUUGUCAUUUUUAUUGUGCUACUUAGUGGUGUGAGUUGUCCCUAUGAGGUAGGGACAAUUUUUUAAUAGUCAUUAAGUUGCAUUUAUGGUUAAAUGGUUAAGGAUUCCAUUUUGUAAAUACAGGUUUUCAGGUUUGAAUCUAGUGUGUGUCACCUUAGGUUAGUGUCUUCUAUAGCCUAGCCUUGGGUUGGCCCAAACCUUGUGAAAGAAACUGUGUUGACAGAAAAGCUAUGUGGAAGCCUGUUGGCUUAUUUACAAAUAGCUGAACUGUGUAGUUGGAGAUUUUCAAGUGUAUUAGAUCAGAGACAACACUGUGUCUUUGAUGAGAUACAAACUCCAACCAUAUGGUUGAUUAUCCACUUAACCAUCCACUCUCUCUUUUAGCUGCACAACUUUGCUCAUGGCUGUUAUUGAUUAGUGUCAGGUCAAGCCUGACUGAGCAGACAUGAUCAAAGAUAUUCUGUGAUCAUCCCAUUCUUCAAGGUAUCAAGGUACCUUCAUUUGUGCCCUUCACUUUUUUCAUGACAAUAGAGUGUUAUCGAGGAAAGAUUUGGCUGUUAUUUGAAGCAGAUCAAGAAACUGUGUAGGGCAAUGGUUCUCAACCAGGGUCCAUAUGGACCCUCAGGGGCCGUGUGGUCCCUGAGAAUCCAGAUAACAUUUAUGGGCUGGGGUCCACACAACAAAAUAGAUCAAUUGGGGAUCCACAAUUGUAUUUUAAGGGUCCCUGAAAAAAUUUUUGUUUUAAAUGUAUUUAUUGGUAUGUAUUACAAGAAACAGCUAGGUUUUUUUUUUCUCUAACAGUUUACAUAGUUCAACCAACACAAGUUAGUGUGUGUUAAACAAAAUAGAAAUGCUGAAAAAAGUUUCUAUAAUACUAGUUUUUCAACAUUGAAUGACUACGGGGGUCCACCAGAAUAAAAUAGUAAUUAAAGGGGUCCAUAAGUAAAAAAUAGUUGAGAAUCCCUGAUAUAGCGGUACCUGCAUAUGCUUGCACUUCUCUUGGUCAAUUUAUUUGCCAUUGAUAGAUCCAAUGAACAGAAACAACCCAGUGCCGGAAGUAGCAACUGCGAUGUAUAACUGACAAGUAUUUCAUUAGUAUGUCAUAUUCAGGUCAGAUAUUAUCAUGAAUAUAACAUAAGCACUUUCAAACUGAUAUUUCCUACUUACCUGAAGACAGUCUUCAAGUGUGGCUCAAUACAUUAUCUCCACUUAAUCCCAUUAUCUUCUGAACUAGCUAGUUGCAUACCUCAACCAAUCUCCAUCUGACUUUUAUCUCUUCUCUUUUCAUCACCACCACCUACUGUGUCUCACUCCCUCAGACCACCACACUAACCACAUUUUACCCUAUCCUCACACCCAAGGACAUCAAACCUCUGUAAUUCCCUCCAGCAGUUUUCCUGCAGACAUCAACAUCUGUACAUUGAUGUCAUCAUCAUCAUCAUCAUCAAUGGAUGUUAAAAUGAUGAUGGUGACAGCGACUUAUACAUGUUCAAACUGAACCAGAGGACCAGCCUAAUUUGUGGGUACUACCUUUUUCCUAAGCCAUUAAAUUUAUGAGAUUCGUUCAUACAAUAUAAAAAUCAAAAAAAUGUUUCCAUGAAACAUAAGGUACAAUGGUUGUGAGAUAAAGGUGAUGAUCUACCUAAACACAUAGUCAUAAGUUCGAAUCCUAUUAAAGCUAUUAUGUUGCAUUGCAGAGCAAGAUAUAUAAAUAUACUUAACUGCUCGACUGAAUAAAGAAAAAAAAACUUUCAAUUCUCUCUUUCUGGUUGAGUAGUUAGUAGUUAAGAAGUGCAAGCAUCUUGCUAUAAAAAAAAAAGUUCCCCUUCAGAAAAACCACCAUACUUGUGCAGAUAUGAACCCCACCACCACCAAAACAAAAGAAAAAAAGAAGAAAUAGAUGUGAAACAGUAAAGUAAGGGAAGAAGACAAAUUCUCAAAUAAAAACAAAACAUUUUGAAAACCUUUAUUCAUCUCAAGUGUACUUGAGAUUUUUUUGAAUUCUAUAGAAUUUGAAAAUACAUUUUGGAAAGCUUUUUUUCAACAAAUGUCUCUUCUCAGGUAGUUAUAACAAUACAUUUUUUUUUAUUGCAGGCUAGUAUUCAAAUUGUAAAUAUUCUAACACACUUGAAAAAACAUAAAAAACAAAAAAAAAACAAAUCACAAACAACCUUUGCCUCAGAAUUCUUAAUAUUAUGAUCAUAUAUAAUCAAGAAGCUUAUUUCUUAUGAAAUGUGGUUGAGUGUUUUAAUAGUCAUUAAGUUGCAUUUAUGGUUAAAUGGUUAAGGAUUUCGUUUUGUAAAUACAGGUUUUCAGGUUUAAAUCUAGUGUGUGUCGCCUUAGGUUAGUGUUUUCUAUAGCCUAGCCUUGGGUUGGCCCAAACCUUGUGAAAGAAACUGUGUUGACAGAAAAGCUAUGUAGAAGCCUGUUGGCUGGACUGUACCUGUAAUACAACAAGGUCAAUCUUACCAUAUGCACUGUCAUGCAGAGUAUGAGAUUAAUGAUGCAAUACUCUAUGGAAUAUUUACCCACAUACACUAUGAUACAAGGAAUUGGUAGAUUUAUUGAUUGAAGAACUGGAAUACUCAUUGUGAAAACCUAAGGGAUAACCAUUAAUCAUUGUUUUUUGAUGUGAAAAAAAUUUCAUUUUUUAAAAAUUAUUUUUAUAAAUUUCCCUCCAGCAGACCUCUUUGUGUAAUAUAUGUAAAAAAAAAGUCACUCACACACAUGUAUGCAAACACAUAUAUAUGUAUAAUUUCACAAAAAAAUUUGACCAAGAGUACAGUGAUGUUGCCAUUGGCUGGUGGAAAUUCAACAUUUUGGACAUGUCUUUUUCAUUGGUGUUCACUUGCAAUGGUUCAAGGAGUACUUUAACAGCAUCAGUUUCAAUAGUCUUUGAGGAGCUGUAAAGGCUGUACAUGCCAUGGACACUGCCUCUUCUUCCAGACCCAGCAAAUAAAACAAAAAAAGAAAGAUACUUAGCCACUUGCACUUUAUUCAUCAAAUAGGUAGUUUAGUUAACUAAAACUGACAGAAAAUUUUAUUUACAAUAUGUAUAUAUUAUGUAAGUUUUUUUUGUUUUUUUGUGUGUGUAUAUGUAUGUAAAGUAAGUGUGUGUGUGUGUAUAAGUAUACAUAUGUGUGUGUUUAGAUGGAGAGGUUCCAUCUUACAGUUAUGCUGUAGGAAAAAUAUAACAGAUUUUAAAGACAUUUUCUAUUAAGCUUUUUAAGUUAACAGAUCUUCAUAAGCUCAUGUAUACAUAUAUGUCUAUGUAUGUACUUACUCUUUUACUCUUUUACUUGUUUCAGUCAUUUGACUGCGGCCAUGCUGGAGCACCGCCUUUAGUCGAGCAAAUCGACCCCAGGACUUAUUCUUUGUAAGCCUAGUACUUAUUCUAUCGAUCUCUUUUUGGCCGAACCGCUAAGUUACGGAGACAUAAACACACCACCAUCGGUUGUCAAGCAAUGUUGGGGGGACAAACACACACACACACACACACAUAUAUAUAUACAUAUAUAUACGACGGGCCUCUUUCAGUUUCCGUCUACCAAAUCCACUCACAAGGCUUUGGUCGGCCCGAGGCUAUAGCAGAAGACACUUGCCCAAGGUGCCACGCAGUGGGAAUGAACCCGGAACCAUGUGGUUGGUAAGCAAGCUACUUACCACACAGCCACUCCUGCGUAUUUAUGUGUAUUUAUGAGUAUGUUUGCAUAUUUACAUUGGCAUAUGCAUAUUUUUAUUAGUAUAUUUAUGUAUGUGUAUGUAUAUUUUUGCAUGUUUAUUAGUGUAAUUAUGUUUACCUUGUUUUUCAAUUGUUUGAACUCUUCCUAUCAAAGAAACAAGCUAGUUUCUAACAUAGAAACAGUGCUCCUUCACUAUAAAUUAGGUAAAAAUAAGAGUGAAGAGUUGAAUAUUAAAAAAGCCUUGCAUAUUUUUACUGUUCUGCUUGUAUAUUAUAACUGCAAUAUGCAUGUUAGCUUACUACUCUUUGUAUAUGAAAAUCUCAGAUUUUCAAGAUUGCUACUUAGACAUUUUUUAAGAAAACUGAGUGCACCAAUGUUUAUGGGUACAACAGGGAAUUUGUAAUCUGGACAGAGAAUUUGUAGAUUUUGAAUCGAUUGUCCAUAAAUAUUCUCUAUGUGAUUUUGAAAGAAAUUUUCACAUCUGAAGGGCAGAUGACCACAGUAAUUGAACAAAAUGUUUCGUUUCUGUUCCAAACACUUUAUCAGACCUGUUAUGUUUGCAUUUAGCAGAAGUUCUGAUGGGAAUGUUCCACUGGUAUUUUUUUUUUACUUUAGAAAUGUUUAUAUAUACUCAACAAGAGAAAUAUUUCUCUAUAUUUAUUUGUUGUGGAAGGAUUCCAACCACCCUUCAAGUGACUAAAAGUGGACUGGCAUAUUGCUAUAAAAUAAAGAACUGUCAACAGUUCAUUGUGAGCCAUUGGUAGAGAGCUUUUAACCUUGUGUAACAGUAAUUGUAGUGCAUUGUGUGAAUACUGUCUUUCUCCCUGCUUUGUUAAAUUAUAUAUCCAGCACCAAGAUUUAAAAUUAUCCCAUGGCAGUUUACCCUUUGAAUUACAUUGCAGGUAGUAUCUUAGUCACAUUUUAGAAUAGCUGUAUAAUAGCAAUCAGAAAAAUGUCAGAGUUUUAGGUCAAAGUUUCAUUUUUCACUGUCUCUUGUUCAAUGAAUAUUUUGUAGCAAUCUUCUACUUUCGGAUUACAAAAACGUAAUCUUCAAAAUGGAACCUGGUGCAAUGAUUCUGGGUGUAGGAGAGACAGCACAUAUAUUUAUAAACGUGGCACAUAAAAAACACCACUCAAGCAUAGCCAAUGCCAGUGCUGGUGGCACAUAAAAAGCACCCACUACACUUUCAGAGAGGAAGGACAUCCAACUGUAGAAACUUUGCCAGAUCAGAUUGGAACCUGGUGUAGCCUCCUGGUUUGCCUGCCUUCAGUCAAACCGUCCAACCCAUACCAGCAUGGAAAGCGGACGUUAAAUGAUGAUGAUGUAUUGCAAGCCACAUUAUCGGCAGCCAGUCUACAAACUAACUGUGAAUAAGAACUAUCUUGACCUAGACAGUCUUCCUAGUGCUGAUGGUCUGAUAAAACGCAGUCAGUUAAUCUAUAUUGUACCUAUUAUUGGGGCACUUGGUUAUUUUACUAAAUGAGUAAGCAGUAAUCUUGAGAAGCUUGGGUUUCUAGGCAAAGAAAAAUUGCCAUCUAAUGUGUAUUUUGCAAAUAUUAUCUGUACGUGGAACAAAAAAAAUAUAAGGUUUUUCUAAAAUACACCUUGUAACUAUUUGUUAUUAAUCUCAACAUUUCCUGAACUGCAUAUGGCAGGAAACUCUGAGUACCAACAGAGUGAAUCAUUAGUCACCUCUUUACCUCCUAAUAAAUUAUACACACAAUGUGUGUAUGAUGCUAAACACUAAACUGCUGAAGGUUAACGAGCCGACAAAAAGUAUUCAUUAGGUAAUUAUCUUUUCUUUUAUACAGCAUUUUUAUAUGCUUCUUGGCUGAACAAAUGUAUUUUGAUACUGAUUUCUUUACUCAUUGGUUAUAACAUUCACAUUUUGUCACAGAUAGGAGAGUACAUAUUACAGUAACCCAAAUGAAAAAGAUAGGGUUUGUGUCUAUCAGUGAAACUGUCAGUAGUCUGAAAAUCUUGAUACCAGUGUGUUUGUUUAUAAACAAAGCAUGUAACUUGAAACUUUUGGACAACUCAGUCAUCUACCAAUGAAGAAUGGGUAUCCUGAGCUGAAUUCAAAUCCACUUGGAGAAAACAAUACUCGUCCUCAAAUCUGUGUCCUGUCUACCUCAUUGCAUACAUGUAUUGAUCAGCCUUAACUUUGGAUCUAAGUCCUGGUUGUGAUUUACAUUGCUUGUGUUACGGUUGCUGCUUAAACAUUCUAUUCUGUGUUUAAGUUCACUCCCUAUUUUGUGGAUUAGUAAGAGAAAAGACAGUAUCCAUGAGUUUUUUUUUUUUUUUUUUUUUUUUUUUUUCAGGGCCUCUAAUACUGGCAGGAGAAAGGGAAUAAGUUAUUCUCAAACUUGAGACCUAGUCUGAAUGCUUUAUCACACUGGACUCUGCUAAAGGCACCUAUGUACCGGUUGGUGGUAUUAAAAUAGGCUACAUAUUAAGUGUACCAUUCUUGUUAAUGUCCACCACUAAAUAUCAUUUAUACCUCAUUCCAUUCCAUUUCAAGGAUUCUUUGGAAGUUUACAGCUAAAUGUCUUGAACAAAAUCCAUGGGGAAGAGAUGUUGUCUAAUUUUCUGCACUCAUGGCUUAUGGAUUCAUAUCACGACAAGAGCAGUGUAUAUCUUGUGCAAAGCAUUCAAUGGCUUGCUUUAAAUCUGAGAAUGUUUGUUACAACAGUUCAUCAGAUGUAUUCAGCCACUUUAAAUGAUCAGGGGUGGUGAUAAUUUUUUUUUUUUUGUUACAUUUUUGGGUUUUUUGAAAUCGAGAAAUGAAUAAAUAUAUAUAUAUAUAUAUAUAUAUAUAUAUAUAUAAGAAGCUUUUCCACAUGAUGUUACAACUGAUAUUGACAAUAUUGUGUGUGUGUAUAUAUAUAUAUAUAUAUAUAUAUAUGCUAUGGGAGACUGUUCAUGAUUCAUUUCAUUGUUACUCAGAGUUUUAUUCACACAAACUCUACUUCAUUUAUUAAUCUUUGAUUAAAACAUCUUACCAUGAACUCAGUACAAAAUGUAGAGUCAAAUCUACAUUUUUUUUUAAUAUCAUAUAUAUGUGUGAGCGUCUUGUUUGUUGAGUAUUAGGUGAACGAAGGCAUAUUUGUGUAACUCACCAAUACCAAAUCAGACAUCAUCUCGCUCUGUUGACAAUAUUCCAUGCCAUUUAUUUUUAUGUAUCAAAAUUGUAAAAAGAAUUAUGAAAUUUUUUUUUUUUUUUUUUUCAAGAUUAUACCUGGUCACUGAAACAAACUGAUUAGUUUGGCUUGCCAUUUCCUACAUUUUCAUAUAUCAUUUACAAAAAAAAAAAAAUAUAUAAAUAAAAAUUACAGAAAAAAAAAUUAUCAUCUCUCUAUAUUUUAUAAAUUAAUGUAGCUAAGUAAAAAUGAACAAAAACAGGUUCAACGAGUUUUGAUCCAUUUGUAACAAAAAUAAAAUUUUACCAUAAUUAC
Molecule: messenger RNA, 16475 nt
Organism: Octopus bimaculoides (California two-spot octopus)
Lineage: Eukaryota; Metazoa; Mollusca; Cephalopoda; Octopoda; Octopodidae
Product: serine incorporator 5
Cellular component (GO): membrane
Source: RefSeq, a predicted model, not a curated record